This is a messenger RNA of Trichoderma harzianum CBS 226.95, 2214 nucleotides long. RefSeq lists its product as hypothetical. Gene Ontology annotation, biological process: regulation of DNA-templated transcription; DNA-templated transcription. Gene Ontology annotation, molecular function: DNA-binding transcription factor activity, RNA polymerase II-specific; DNA binding; zinc ion binding. The transcript has 6 exons. The record is from RefSeq and is a predicted model, not a curated record. Bases 1 to 2214 code for a protein of 737 amino acids. Lineage: Eukaryota; Fungi; Ascomycota; Sordariomycetes; Hypocreales; Hypocreaceae. Gene Ontology annotation, cellular component: nucleus.
AUGGAUUUGGGAAUGAACUCGGGGAGCUCAGCAUCUCUUGUAAAGAAGCGCACGCGGAUUCUCCUCUCGUGCGCGCCAUGCCGGAACUCGAAGCUCAAGUGUGACCGUGAGCAGCCAUGCGGGCAGUGCGCCAAGAAGGGCCGCCUGGACUUGUGCGUCUAUGCGCCAAAGCCGGAGAAGAAGAGGCCGGCGGCCAAGGGCAUGGCGGCGCGGCUCAAGAGGCUCGAGGGGAUGGUGCGAGGCAUGAUGGACGACGAGGGGAAUCUCAGAUCGGGGCCUCAGGCGGCGGAGGGCGUUGCGCCGCAGCUGAAAGGAAAAGUUGUUCACGGAGAUAAUGCGACGACGUAUGUGGGCGCCACUCACUGUCUGGCGAUGCUUGAAGAUAUUGAGGAUAUCAAAGCCUACUUUGACGAUCCCGGGGACUCAGACGACGACUUACUGCCAGGCGAAGAGCUGGAGGGACCGGAGAUGCUUCUUUACUCUCGAGGGGCGCCAACUAGUCGCGAAGAACUUCUUGCUCAGCUACCCGAGAGGCAUGUAGCGGACAGACUAGUUACGCGGUAUUUUUCAUCUAAAAGCCCAUCUCAACACGUCGUUCACCGUCCGACAUUCACAAGAGCGUAUGUGAAAUUCUGGCAAAACCCUGGUGAAGCCUCACUUCAUUGGGUAGCCCUCCUCUUCAUGGUCCUCGCCCUGGGCGUGUUUUUCAAUAACUUUUCCGCCCCCGACGAGGUCGAGAGUGAUUCACCGAUAUCAGUCAAGGACAGAAUCAAGCAGUACCGCUCAUGUGCGGGAUGGGCGCUGAUAUGGGGUAAAUACUCCCAGCCGACGUCUGUAACGGUGCCGGCUUUUAUUCUUUAUGUGGAGGCCGACUUCAUUCUCAACCGAGCGGCGCAGAUGAACUGCUACAUCCUGUCGGGCGUCUGCGUGCGGUUGAUGCUCAAGAUGGGAUUCCAUCGAGAUCCUUCUCACCUGGCCAACAUUUCCCCCUUUGAAGGCGAGAUGAGGCGCAGGCAGUGGAACAUGGCUGCCCAGAUCGACCUCCUCGUCUCUUUCCACAUGGGUCUGCCGAGCAUGCUCGCUGGUAUUGAAACAGAUACAGAGCUGCCGCGUAACCUGGAAGACGACGACUUUGACGAAAAGUGCAAGGAGCUGCCGCAGCCACGGCCGGAGAACGUUUACACAUUUAUGACUUACGCUAUCCACAAAUCCAGGCUACUUCGUGUAUUUAGCAAAGUCGCCCAGCAGGCUCACUCAUUAACGCCGCCGAGCUACAGCGAUGUGCUGAAACUGGAUAACUUGUUGACUGAGACUUGGAGUAGCAUCCCGUCGUUCAUGUAUGUGAAGCCGUUGGAAGAGUGCGUCGGCGAGGAGCCCCACCAGAUCAUUCAACGAUACGGAAUUGCGUCGCUAUAUCACAAGAGCCGCUGCGUUCUCCAUCGACGCUACCUGGCAGAGGCAGACCCAAAGCCCGAGCACGACUACUCGCGAAAUCAGUGCCUGGAUGCCGCUACGACGCUGCUGGACUUUCAAUAUGCUUCUUGGUUGGGGUGCCAGCCCGGCAAUGUCCUCGGCCGCUCGGGCUGGUUCAUGAGCUCGCUCGCCGUGCACGACUUUAUGCUCGCCGCCAUGAUUCUAUACCUCAUCAUCCAGAACGACAACUAUUCCGAAGACGGCUCUGGCUUCGGCACGGCGGGCAGGCAAAGGGAGGCGCCGACCAAGGAGCAGCUGAUUGCCAUGAUCCGGCGAUCACAUGAUAUCAGCUGUCAAGUAUUCAACAAGUUGACGGAUCUAAGAAAGACGGCAGAUACGCUGGCUGUGAUGCUAGCCAAGCUCGGACGGCCGGUUGAACGAAGCUCGCCUGCUUCCUCUAGCACGCAAUACCCACAGUCCGAUUCAGGCUCUAGCUCUGGCCCAACACCAUUCUCCCAGGGUCAGCCAGCAGCCAGCACUGCAGCUAAUGCGGGAGCUAUACCCAGCCGCAGCAACGCCGGUGCGCAAAUAGCAAACAACAUUAACCAGUUCGACAUGUCCUGGAUGUUAUCUGUGGAUAACGUAGACUGGAGACAUCUAGAUGCUUCCCUCGGCCAGAAUGUGACGGAUGGGUCGGGUUCCAGCACGGCUCAGUCGUGGAUGGAGAGAAUGCCGCUGGACGAUGUGGAUAUGUUGAAUGCUGAUCUUUGGAAUAUGGCCCCUGAAACUGAUGGCCAAUGA